This is a messenger RNA of Closterium sp. NIES-65, 750 nucleotides long. The record is from the annotation of a GenBank genome assembly. Lineage: Eukaryota; Viridiplantae; Streptophyta; Zygnematophyceae; Desmidiales; Closteriaceae.
AUGUGGUGUCGGUCUCCUCUUCACUGGCCCAUCUCCUCCACCCUUCAACUCCCUCUCAUCCAGGCCGUCCAUCUCGUCAUGGAACUAUGCAACGGCGGCGAUCUCUUUGACUUCAUACAAAGCGCCCCCAAUCGCCGUCUCAAUGAGCGGCACGCGGCAUCCGUGAUGAGACAGCUGCUGGGAGCCCUCCACCACUGCCACUCCCUCGGUGUGCUUCACCGCGACGUGAAGCCCGAAAAUAUCCUCCUGUGCGACCGGAUUUCUCGACAAUCAGGCAACGGGGAGGUGGAGAUCAAGCUCAGUGACUUCGGAGUGGCUGGUUUUCUCGAUGAUGACGGUGUAUGCACGGACACCACAGGCACAUCAGAGUACAUGGCACCAGAGGUGGCCAUGAAAGCACCCUACAACGCCAAGGCGGACAUCUGGAGCGCGGGCGUCGUGCUGCACGCCAUGCUAGCUGGCGCCCUCCCCUCCUGGGCGGCACUACCAGAUCUGUUCAGCGAGCAAGCUGGAAGCACGGGUGGCAGUAGCAGGAGGGGGAAGGGGAAACAGCAGGAGGGGAAGUCGAUGCAGGAGGGUAUUGCAAGGGAUGAGCUGACUCUGAAGAGCCGGGUAUGGAGGGGUGUGUCUGGGGAGGCUAAGGAUCUGCUGAGAGCCUUGCUGAGGAAGGACCCGGAAGAGAGGCCCUCGGCUCUGGAGGCAUUGGGUGAGUGCUGUUCUCAAAAUGUUGUUGGGUGGAUGCGGUGCUAA